Phytophthora nicotianae INRA-310 is the source of this 978-nucleotide messenger RNA. RefSeq lists its product as hypothetical. Gene Ontology annotation, molecular function: amino acid transmembrane transporter activity. NCBI's taxonomy places the organism in Eukaryota, Oomycota, Peronosporomycetes, Peronosporales, Peronosporaceae. Gene Ontology annotation, cellular component: vacuolar membrane. The transcript has a single exon. Gene Ontology annotation, biological process: amino acid transmembrane transport. The coding region runs from base 1 to 978 and encodes 325 amino acids. The record is from RefSeq and is a predicted model, not a curated record.
AUGCAUGGCAUGCGCGGCCACCCUAGUGUUCCCUAUCCGGAACUUAAGUUCUCUCAAGUGGCUGGAGUGUUCGGCAAUCUCUCGUUAGCCUAUGGUGCCGGUAUCGUUAUUCCUGACCUGCAGCGUCAGCACAGCGACCCCAGUCGCAUGCCCCGAGUUGUUGGCAUCACUAUCGCGUUUGCUUCAGUUCUCUUUCUAGUUCUCGCCAGCACGGCGUACUCUGUUGUCGGCUGCCAGAUCUCGGGCAACUUGUUGUUCACUAUUUACCCGGAUAGCGGCACGGGCCUGACCUCGUUGGGUUUCGCGUCCGACUGGGGAAUGGUGGUGCUCGCCUACCUGUUCAUGCAGCUGCACAUCACCAUUGCCUUCUCGGUCGUCCUGAACCCGGCCUUCUACCUCGCCGAGUUUGUGGUCCUGGGUAUGCACAAGAAACCCACCCAGGACACUGAAAGUGGCUUCGCGUUUGAAGAGAACGCUACCCCCGCUGUUGACACAAAGAGCGCGGACAACGCUGGACAGCCGAAUCGUCGCUCCAAGAUGUCUUUCGUGUCGGUGGCUAACUCGGAGCGCGUGCACGACAAUGAAGAGGACGAGGCUGCGGAAUAUACCGGUUCCAACGUCAUCAAGUACGUGAUUCUGCGUAUCGUGAUCAUCGUCGUCCUAGUGAUCCUCGCCAUCGUCUUCAAGGACCAUUUCACCGAGUUCGCCGACUUUGUGGGAGCCUCCUGCAUCACCAUGAACUGUAUCUUGCUCCCGACUGUCUUCUACCUCAUCAAGGCGUGGGGUCGCAUUGCCAUCUACGAGAAGGUGGCAGCUGGCAUUGUUCUUGUGGCAUGCUCUUUUCUGGGUUGCUACGUCACGUACACGGCUGGUAAGGCACUGUUUGCCCCCACGGAAAACGACGCCCAGUUUCCGUACUGCCACGCCGAUUUCGAGAACACCAUAUACUACAACUACACGGCGGCGCACCUAGACUAA